Melampsora larici-populina 98AG31 is the source of this 873-nucleotide messenger RNA. RefSeq lists its product as uncharacterized. Bases 1 to 873 code for a protein of 290 amino acids. The transcript has a single exon. The record is from RefSeq and is a predicted model, not a curated record. NCBI's taxonomy places the organism in Eukaryota, Fungi, Basidiomycota, Pucciniomycetes, Pucciniales, Melampsoraceae.
AUGAAUUCAGCAAAUGAAAAUCAACUUGAAGUUCAACAAUCAAAUCGAAACUGCAGUCAUCGAUCGAUCGAUUUAUCUGAAUUCGAACCUAAACCAAUUCAUCAAUCAACUACUACUAACACAGCAGAUGAUAGACCCAUCGCAUCAGCUAAUGCAACUCAACCUCAACUUAUCAUUCAUUCAUCACCACGUACUCCAUUCACUCCUAUUAAAAAACAUUCUUAUCAUUCAUUCACUCCAAAUAACACUCCUAUCAAAUCAAACAAUACCCCAAUCAAAUCAUACACUCCAGUCAAAGCAAACAAUACCCCGAUCAAAGCAUACAACACUCCAGUCAAAUCAUAUACUCCCAUCAGACAAAGUAUCAAUCCAAACACCCCAAUCAGACAAAGCAUCAAUCCAAGCACUCCAAUCAAAUCCACCCAUACUCCAAUCAGACAAAGCAUCAAUCCACAACUAAUCUUACUCCAAUCCGAUUCCAUCAAACCCAAAGCAAGACUAACUCCCGAAGCGAUUCCCCGAAAAAAGCCAAUCUUACCAGGCGCACCGAAUCCGAUCCAUGUGAACUCAUCACAUUCGCAACCGAUCUUUUCACCAUCUUACCAACCAUCUUCUUCAUCUAACACCAGACCUUCUUUAAUUCAUUAUGAUGAUGAGGGGGAAACAGAUGAAGAUGACCUGAACCCUAGUUCGGGUCAUCAGAAUGUUUUGGUGGCUAUUAGGUUAAGGUACAUUGAUCAACCGUCAAGAUCGGUUUGGAGUUUUAGUGAAGCUGAUGCUCAGAUAUGGGAAACUAAUUCAUCAGGUCCUAAUCAUGAUUCUACUUUUGGUAAAUCUCUUAAACCCAAUUCCAUUUCAUUUUCUAAAGAUUAA